Messenger RNA from Prunus armeniaca (apricot), 480 nucleotides. NCBI's taxonomy places the organism in Eukaryota, Viridiplantae, Streptophyta, Magnoliopsida, Rosales, Rosaceae. The record is from the annotation of a GenBank genome assembly.
AUGCAGUUCGUUACUGGUAUCUCUAUCUAUAGCAAUGGUGGCCUAACAAAGCUUAAUGAUGAUCAAGAUGUCAUAGACAUGCUUGUAUUUGUACCAGAGACAAGGCUAAUUGACAUCUUCCUACAUCAUGGGGUUGAUAGUAAUGAGGAAGCUGAUAUUGUGCUUAACAGAGGAGUUGUGAUUGAGGAGCUUGAUGACAAUUAUGAGGCUAUUAUUCCUAAGAGCUCAAUGAAGACCCAAAUGGGGAACAAAGUGGUGGGGGUACGCAAAAGCCAAGGGAAUCCUGUGCAAGACAUGGUGUUUCUGAAAAAGGCAAAGAAAAGGCAGUAUAGAGGGAAUCUUCUGCUGUGCAAAAAGACAAAGAAAGAGCUGUUGAGAAGGAAUCUGCUGCUACUGUACAAAAAGGGAAAAGUAAAGUCAGUUCUGUUUUUGGGAAAAGGAGGGCAAAAGGUUUUGGUAAAAGGAGGUGCAAAAAUGUAA